Molecule: messenger RNA, 809 nt
Organism: Erythranthe guttata (spotted monkey flower)
Lineage: Eukaryota; Viridiplantae; Streptophyta; Magnoliopsida; Lamiales; Phrymaceae
Source: RefSeq, a predicted model, not a curated record
AUGAGCUGGAGAGACACGAAGAGAGGAGUUGGGACCUUCUAUUUCUGCAGUCAAGCAUAUUGUCCAGAAUUUGAAAAGGAAACACAUACCGAAACAUCAAAUUCUGUCAGGUUAGAUGGAAUAUCCACCACAGACGAAAAGGAUAAUUCAUGGAAAUCACUUGAAGAACAGUACCAAAUUUCAUCAACCAAGUUGAUCACCACAUUCACCAUAGUGGAAAGCAUCAAGAAACAGUUUUCAAACCAGCAAGACGAUAAUUCGAGAAGAAGUGAUGGAAAAGUGAAGGAACUAUUAGACGAAAUCGAAAAGUUCAAAUCCGACUUCGAAUCGAUCGAGAAACCCGGUUUGGAAUCCGAAGCAGGUCCGUUUACGAGAGAAGAGACACCAAAGGCAAGAACCCCAAGAAUAUCGUUCCUCUCUCAAAGACAGAAAAACGAGCAGCUCAGUAUCGAAUCAUCGGAAAACGAGGCACAAGGAGGAGGAGGAGGAGGGAUAUCAUUGUCUUUUACCACUCCAAUUUUAACACUGCCUUUGAUUCGAAAUAGGUCGAUGAAAAUGGUGGCAACAAAUCAUACAGAGACGGACCACGUACAACACGUGGAAAACAUGGAAGCUCUUGUAAUGGUAAAUAAUCGGAAAAAAUCUUCAGAUGCAGAGGCACAGUUAUCCAUGUUGAAACUGGAGUUGGAACUCGAGAAUCACAGCAGACGAAGCUCAACGGAGGGGAUUAUCGACUGGGAAUUCGACGAGAAAGAACACGAAAAACUGCUUCAUAAUAAUAUUCACACUUUUUAAUAUUAUUUUUACAA